Molecule: messenger RNA, 1908 nt
Organism: Homalodisca vitripennis (glassy-winged sharpshooter)
Lineage: Eukaryota; Metazoa; Arthropoda; Insecta; Hemiptera; Cicadellidae
Exons: 1
Coding region: 1-1908 (635 amino acids)
Cellular component (GO): nucleus
Molecular function (GO): DNA binding
Source: RefSeq, a predicted model, not a curated record
AUGGUCAUGGCAAUAAAUGCGAUUAGGAACAAAGAAAUGGGAUUGAAAAAGGCUUCUCAGAAAUUUUCUGUCCCAAGACCGACUCUGCAAAGACUUGCUGGAGGUGACAAGCCACCAGAAGAAGCAGCUGCCACUCGUCUGGGAAGGAAAACUAUAAUGGGAGACCAGCUGGAAAUGGAGCUUGUUGAGUACCUGCUUCAGAUGGAGAGCAAGUUUUACGGUCUCACCAGACAAGAUGUUCGCAGAAUAGCUUACCAACUUUGUGUAAGAAACGGGAUAAAAAAUCCGUUCAAAACAGAGGGGUUAGCUGGUAGGGCUUGGUUCGACCAUUUUAUGAGGCGGCACAAGGAUGUAUUAUCUGUAUUGAAACCUUCAGCAACUUCAUUUUCAAGGGCAAAUGGAUUCAAUGAAGAGGCAGUAAACAAUUUCUUCGACAUCUUAGAAGCUGAGUAUAGGAAACACAAAUACCCAGCCGACAGAGUUUUCAAUGUCGACGAGACAGGGAUAUCUGUGGUUCAGAGUAAAAUUCCCAGAGUGAUUGGUUUACGGGGGAAGAGACAAGUGGGAGCUCUUAGCUCAGCUGAAAGAGGCUCUCUUGUGACUGUCAUCUGUUGCAUGAGCGCAGGGGGCACUUUCAUUCCGCCCAUGUUAAUUUUCCCAAGAAAAAACAUGACAGAUCUGCUUAUGAAAGGUGCUCCACCAGGGGCGAUUGGUAGGUGCCACCCUUCAGGGUGGAUACAAUCAAACCUGUUUACAGACUGGCUACGCCAUUUUAUUGAGAAGACUAAGCCAACAAAAGAAGAUCCUGUACUUCUGAUCCUAGAUGGUCACAACUCUCACACAAAAAACAUAGAUAUUGUGAAUCUUGCGAGGGAUAACUUCAUAUCAAUCAUUAGUUUGCCCCCACACACGUCACAUAAGCUACAACCGUUAGACAAGUCAUUCCUGGGGCCACUAAAACACCACUACAGUGAACAAAUACGCCGGUAUAUUCGACAUGGCGAAAAACGAGUGGGACCCUAUGACAUUGCAGAGCUUCUAGGACAAGCGUACCUAGCUUGCCAGACAGGGUCGAUAGCUGUGAAUGGGUUUAAAACAACCGGAUUGUAUCCAUGCAACAGGAAUGUCUUCACUGCUGCAGACUUUGCACCAUCAUCUGAAGAGACAUUCGACAUGGAAACCCUACUGCAAGCAAGAAAGAGAAAGCCGACACAGCCUCAAAUGGUACACAACUUUGAACACUCAGAGGAGGACGUCGAUGAUCCUGAAGAGAUUAUCCAAAGUCUAAGUGAGGAUAACCCGCCCGAGACCGAAGCCCACCUACAACCCAUCACAUCCACCUUAUUUCGACCGUCCACUGAAGACCUAGACCUUGCAGGUCCAUCCGGUGAAUGUGGAAAACAACAACAUUCGACAACUGCUGUGUCACCAAAGGAUAUAUGGCCUGUACCCAAACCUAAGAAAAAAGUUUCAAACAAAGGACCGAAACCGUCAAAAGCUGCUCUGGUCACAUCAUCACCCUACAAAAAUGCUCUGCUAGAAGCAGCGGAAAAAAAGAAAUUGACUGACGCUAAAAAAGAAGAAUCAGAGAAAAGGAAAAAGGAAAAAAUCCAGUCUGCAACAAAGACAAAAAACACUGUCAAGUCUGUAAAACGGAAAAUUUUCGGAGACAAGGACUCAGAUGAAUCGGACUGCUCCGUCAAUUCCGGAGAGUCAGUUUUGGAAAUGCCUGUGGGAGUUGAUAAUCCCGGAGAUGAGCAUACGCCCUGUAUGUUUUGUGAAGGACUUUACUCAGCCGAUCAUCGAGGAGAACUGUGGAUCCAGUGCAUGAUGUGUGAAAUGUGGGCACACAAUGAUUGUGCUGGGGCUGAAAAAGAUGUGUAUGUUUGUGACUUUUGCAGACCAUAA